AUGUCUCAAUUCUCUGACGCUGGCCCCUCUUCCCAAUAUGAAGGUGAUACAGAUAAUCUCUCCUUUCCUCGGUCUGACGAUGCCUAUCUCAUUGCCACUGGGCGGCCAAACAGUCAGCAAACAAUCGUUUCAGUCUCAGGUUCACCCUUCCUUCGACCACCACCACCUUCGAUUCCUCAGUGCCUUGAGCACGUUGGCCCCAGACGAACAAAGAACUUCAUUCUUUAUUCAAUCAUGAACAAGGUGGACUUUAUGGAGUGGUGGCUCCAGACAAUGGCGGCAGCUGAGAGAGAUAAUGCGCCGAAAGUCGAUCCUAGACGCAAAUUUGAGUGGGAUGGAACCAGAAAGCACUCGACAAGCUGGGAAAAUUUGGAUCAGGUGGCACAUAUUUCCACGGCCUCCAGUCAAAAAGGCCAGCAAGCAAAACUACGUCAGCUUUUCAAGAAACCGGACUCUCAUACUCGCAGUGAGGCUGAGAACUUCACCAAAGAGCAGUGGGAGCAGCAGAUUAUCCGAACAGUCACUGUACUCCGGCUUCCGUUCCAAGUUGUCGAAAAUCCAGAACUACAAAUGCUUUGCCGCCUAGCUCGGGCAGCACCAUCAACCCCAGAAUUUCCUUCAGCGAGAACUGUUCAACGUCGGCUACAGGAAUCCGUGAAUCAGACGAACCAAAUAGUCCUUGAAAAGCUUCCUCCAACUGCGAAGCUUUCUAUUGCAUUGGACUGCUGGACUUCACCAUUUCAACAAGCAUUUAUGGCUAUCACUGGCUACUUCAUCGAUCAAGGCUGGAACUAUCGUGAAAUUCUUCUUGGGUUUGAGCCACUGCAUGGAACACACUCAGGGGCAAAUCUUAGCACUGUUCUUCUCGAAAGGCUUCAACAUCACAAGAUUGAGGGUCGAGUAUUGGCUAUCACAACAGACAAUGCAUCAAACAACAAAACCUUGCUGAAGAAAAUACAAGAGUCUUUAUCAGCCCUCGAGCUUCAUGAUCAGUUGUCUAUCAUCCGGAUUCCAUGCCUCGCUCAUGUUAUCCAGCUGAGCCUGAAGAAACUCCUUGGCGAAAUGAAAGCCAAUCCAAUAAACAAGGAUCAUAAAAGGGAAUGGCCUGAAGCGCAAACCGAAGCCCUUCGUGCUGACCGACGACGCAAGGAGAUUUCCGGUACCCUGAAUAGGGUCCGUGGCCUCGCUAUCUACAUCAAUGGAAGCCCUCAACGCCGGGAAGCAUUCCUUAGUCUUCAGACUAAACCACCCAAGCUGGUUCCUAUUCAAGAUGUCAGAACUCGCUGGAACUCGACCUACCUGAUGCUCCGCCGUAUUAAGAAAUUGCAGCCAGUGAUUGAUAAAUACUGCACGGAGUAUAAUCUCAGGGACUACGAGUUAGACAAGGAAGAGUGGCAACAAAUUGAUUAUCUUGUUUACAUCACACUGCCUUUCUAUGAGUUUACAACUGCUCUCUGCCAGACUAAGGAUGCCACUGUCCAUGGUGUCUUUGCUAUCUACCACCGCCUUUUUGAACACCUUGACGAUUCAAUCAGUCUGCUUCAGCGGAAAAAGGUUCACUGGAAACGAUCGAUGUUGACUGCCCUGCAAGCGGCAAGGGAAAAAUUAGAGGAUUAUUAUGGCAAGACGAGUGGGGAUCAUGGCAACCUUUACGCGAUGGGUACGAUUCUUGCGCCACAAUACAAGCUACAAUUCUUCACACAGCAGGAAUGGUCAGAUAAUGACUAUGAAUGGCGAGACAAAUAUCAUCAACACCUCAAAAAUUACCUUGAACCCUACAAGCAACGUCUUUCUGAUCUUCAAUCCCCAAGAGCGCAGACACGAGUAUCGAGGUUUCACCAAAUCCUAACACAACCACGGUCUGAAAAUCCAAACUCGAUAUCAAACUAUCAGGAUGAGCUUCAACGGUUUUUACAGAGAGAACCGACUAAUAUUGAGCCUCUUCUAUUCUGGAAGGAUAAUCAACAUGAAUUUCCAGUACUAGCAAGUGUUGCACGGGAUAUUCUCUCUAUCCCUGCUACUGGUGCUGGUGUUGAGCGACUGAUUAACUCUGCUCGGGAUAUCUGUCACUAUCGUCGAGGCUCGCUCAAAGCAACAACAAUCCAGGACCUUAUGAUGCACAUGUGCACUACAAGGUUAGAUAUUGAGGAGGGACAACUUGGGCUUGCUAAGGAGUUCUGGAGCAAUGAAGAGAUCGACCUAGCAGAGGAAGAAAAGGAUAUCCCUCAAGAUGAUCCUAUUGCUCUUAUCAGUGACGAUGAGGAAGAUGAUUCAGCAUCUACCCAGUAUCAGGUCACUAUUGAGAAAUUUAGCCAGCGCACCCUUAGCAAGAGGCGACGAAGUAUUGUGCCUAGUGCGUCGGAUUCUGAGAAGGGGAACAUGGAUGUUCAGGAACGACCUAGUGAUGGAGAAGAUGACGAUGACGGUGAUAUUCCGUUGCCUCCUAUUACCCAGAGGCGUACAUCAGGGAGGAUGCCGAAGCGAGCAAGACGGGACGAAGAGCUUUUUGUGUAUUAUGACCCUAGAUAA
Penicillium antarcticum is the source of this 2529-nucleotide messenger RNA. RefSeq lists its product as uncharacterized. The coding region runs from base 1 to 2529 and encodes 842 amino acids. The transcript has 5 exons. The record is from RefSeq and is a predicted model, not a curated record. Gene Ontology annotation, molecular function: protein dimerization activity. NCBI's taxonomy places the organism in Eukaryota, Fungi, Ascomycota, Eurotiomycetes, Eurotiales, Aspergillaceae.